Microdochium trichocladiopsis is the source of this 1341-nucleotide messenger RNA. Its product is annotated as ATP-grasp domain-containing protein. Bases 1 to 1341 code for a protein of 446 amino acids. Gene Ontology annotation, cellular component: mitochondrion; succinate-CoA ligase complex. The transcript has 4 exons. Lineage: Eukaryota; Fungi; Ascomycota; Sordariomycetes; Xylariales; Microdochiaceae. Gene Ontology annotation, biological process: succinyl-CoA metabolic process; tricarboxylic acid cycle. The record is from RefSeq and is a predicted model, not a curated record. Gene Ontology annotation, molecular function: succinate-CoA ligase (ADP-forming) activity; ATP binding; metal ion binding.
AUGUUCAACCUUGCCCGCAGCCGCGUUGCGGCGUCCGCCAUGCGGUCAGCCAAGACCCAGCUCGCUCCCAGAUUCCCCAGUGCUGUCCAGCAACAACGGAGAAACCUGAGCAUCCACGAGUACCUCUCCGCCGACCUCCUCCGCCAGUAUGGCAUCGGUGUCCCCAAGGGCAAGAAUGCCUCCUCCGCCGCCGAGGCUGAGGAGAUCGCCAAGGAGAUUGGCAACGAUGACAUGGUCAUCAAGGCCCAGGUUCUUGCCGGUGGCCGUGGAAAGGGUACCUUUGACAACGGCCUGAAGGGCGGUGUCCGUGUCAUCUACUCCCCCACCGAGGCCAAGAUGUUUGCCGAGCAGAUGAUCGGCCACAAGCUCAUCACCAAGCAGACUGGCGCCCAGGGCCGCCUCUGCAACUCCGUCUACAUCUGCGAGCGCAAGUUCGCCCGCCGCGAGUUCUACCUCGCCAUCCUCAUGGACCGUGCCUCACAGGGCCCCGUUAUCGUGUCCUCUUCCCAGGGUGGUAUGGACAUUGAGGGCGUCGCCAAGGAGAAUCCCGAUGCCAUCACCACCACCUACAUUAACAUCAAGACCGGUGUCACCGACGAGAUUGCCCGCGACGUCGCCACCAAGCUCGGCUUCAGCGAGCAGUGCAUCGAGGAGGCCAAGGACACCAUCCAGAAGCUCUACAAGAUCUUCCUCGAGAAGGACGCCACCCAGAUCGAGAUCAACCCCCUCUCUGAGACCUCGGACCACCAGGUUCUCUGCAUGGACGCCAAGUUCGGCUUCGACGACAACGCCGACUACCGCCAGAAGGAGGUCUUCCAGUGGCGCGACACUACCCAGGAGGAUGCCGAGGAGGUCCGCGCUGCCGAGUCUGGCCUCAACUUCAUCAAGCUCGACGGUGACAUUGGCUGCCUUGUCAACGGCGCCGGUCUUGCCAUGGCCACCAUGGAUAUCAUCAAGCUUAACGGCGGCCAGCCCGCCAACUUCCUUGACGUCGGUGGUGGUGCCACCCCUGCUGCCAUCAAGGAGGCUUUUGAGCUCAUCACCAGCGACCCCAAGGUCACUGCCAUCUUUGUCAACAUCUUCGGCGGUAUUGUCCGCUGCGACGCCAUUGCCCACGGUCUCAUCAACACCGUCAAGGACCUCAACCUCAAGAUCCCCAUCAUUGCCCGGUUGCAGGGAACCAACAUGGAGCAGGCCCACGCUCUGAUCAACGACUCUGGCAUGAAGAUCUUCUCCAUUGACGACCUCCAGAGCGCCGCCGAGAAGUCUGUACAGCUGUCCAAGGUUGUCAAAAUGGCCCGCGACAUUGAUGUCGGUGUUGAGUUCACCCUUGGCAUCUAA